AUGAGUUCUACUGAUUAUUCCGUUCCUUAUAUACUAUGGUGGAACGACAAAGCUUAUGAAAUAGAUUCAACCGUAUUUGCAAGAUUUUCAAAGAAAUUCAAGCGCGAUCUCCAAAAUCCAGAUAAUCAAAAUCAGAUGGAUAUCAUUGUGAACAAUUCCAGAGGCGAACGUGUCGAGGAAGAGACAUUUCUCGCUUUUGUCAAAGCCUGCCAGUUGCAGCCAUUCGAUGUAACCAAGAAAAAUGUUUACGAACUUGCUUUUCUUGCAUCUCAAAACCAAUGGGAUGUUGCAUCUCUUCGCACAUAUAUUGAUGAAUAUAUUGCUAAGAACAAGAUUGAUCCACCUGAAGUAAAAGAUUAUCUUCAAAUUUUGUUAGACCAUCUCGAAUCAAACGCUGAUACACCAGAAGAUUGGAAGAAUGUUGCUGAUAAUAUCAACUCCGCUCUUGCUGAUGAAAGAUUCGAACAAGUUCCUCCAGAUGUAAUCUACGAAAUUCUCGAUAUUGCUGACAGAAAGAGCUUAUCAUCUGAUGGACUUGUUGCUUUUGUUCGUAAGAUGCUUACAAUUAAUCCACAAACAGCUGUUCCUCUUCUUCUUCGCUGCGAUUUUGAUAAAUUUGAACUCCAAGAACGUGCUGCUAUCUUCCAAAACCCAUCGGUCCAUACAAUGAAUAUCAACUUUUUCACAGCUUCAGCCAUCAGCGCUUUACAAAAUAAGAAUUCUAUAACAAUUGCCAAGCGUAAGCGCCAGCAGAUGCUUGAAUUCAAGUGCCUUGAAAUCGCCCUUAACAAGAUGGUCGAAGAGCAUACAAAAGAGAUCAAAGAACAAUACAAUGACGAAAUCAACGAAAUCAAGGAUGAAAUCUACCGCCAGCAGGCAAUCAUAGAUAAGCUUACAGAGCGUAUUAACACUCAUAAGCAACGAAUUCUUACAGCAGAACGCAAACAGGCAAGCCGCCGUACACCUCUCGAUUCGAAGGCUCUCCAAGACCUCCAGAACUCUGUUAGAAGAGAGCUCCAGGAUAUGGAGAACUCACUCGAUAGAUCAUUGUUUGACCACGAGAAGGGAAUGGAGAAAUUCGUAACAGAUGCAGAGACAAUGGCCGAGAAAUUCUUCACACAGGCAGCAGCAGAGUCAUACAAUGAGGUCAGCAAAGUCACAUCCAAGCUUUCCCAGCUCGCAACUGAUUCCAAAGAAAUUGAACAAAAUUCUCUUGCAGUUAAGGAUUUGCUUGGCAAAGUUAAAUCAUCACUUUGCGCAAAGGUAGUCAGAGAUAAGCUCAGAUUCGACAAAUUCCUUAGAAAGACAACAAAUAAAUUCAGAAUCUUCGAGAAAGAGCCAAGAAUAUUCAAUCUUACUUCUCAAGAUGUUAAGGCUUCAGAGGAGGCCCUUGUACAGAUGGACCACCACAUAGAAGCUUAUUGCCCACUCAGACAGCAAUUGCCAGAACCACAGCCUGUUCGUAAGCACCAUAAGAAGCAGUAA
Molecule: messenger RNA, 1485 nt
Organism: Trichomonas vaginalis G3
Lineage: Eukaryota; Parabasalia; Trichomonadida; Trichomonadidae
Exons: 1
Coding region: 1-1485 (494 amino acids)
Source: RefSeq, a predicted model, not a curated record